AUGAUACAAACGACCAAAAGAGGAAGGGUGAAAAGGAUUGUGGGCGGUUCCCAGAGUUCUCAGGGAAAGUGGCCGUGGCAAGUAGCGUUAUAUUUUAAAGGACAUCACUGCUGCGGCGGCGCAGUCAUCUCUAACACAUGGAUAUUGACAGCCGCACAUUGUUUUAGUAAGUUUUUCUGCUUAGACGAAGCACAAUAGAAAAUUGUAUUUCUUGCAUAAAGUAGAAUAUUUUAGCAUCUAGCAGUUCCCAAGCUCAUCUGUUGGCGAUGAGUUUAACUUCCUGUUGAAGAUUUAGCUCAUUGUUCACUCCUGUUCAGAAGAUAUAUCUUCAGACCCAGUCUUUUUAUUACCUCCGUUAGAUCCGCACACGUCGUCUAAGCCGGAAGACUGGACCGCAGUUCUUGGAGAUCAUAGUCUUAAAGAAAGAGAUGAGCGCUUUGAGCAAAGACGAAAUAUUUUGAACAUAACGAUACACGAGGGGUACAGAUCCAUGUGGUAUGAAAAGAUCUACGACACACCACCACUGAAUGACGUUGGUAAGUGCAUACUUAAACACGAACCUCGUUUCCAGGGUAUUUCUUUCGUCAUUCCACUAGUGUCUUAAGGCGACAAAGCAAGUAACGUUUCCGCACGAUUCGUGAAUAAAACACUCUUGAUCCCUUCUAAAAUUCACUACAAGGAAAUUGAAUACAGUCAAACCUCGUUAAUACGGACAGUGAGGGGGGACACAGAAAGUGUCUGUAUUAACGGGGUGUCCGUAUUAAGCCAGGUGAAUUUAGAAAAAAUGUAAGGGUUUUCUUUCCCCAGGGACAAAACAAACUGUCAAUAAUAAUGAGGUGCCCAUAUUAAGCGGGUGUCCGUGAAACGGGGUUUGACUAUAACAGCAAAAAAGCUUGUUCAAGGCUUGUUGCGUGUUCUACGCUUGUAAGUGCUUAUUUUGAAUAAUGGAAAAUAAUUAUGAAGAUAUAGUAAUAGUAUUAACUAUUUUAGUAUAGGUUAAUAUAGGGCCAGUUUAAACGGACUGACUAAAUUUAGAUGAUCAUGCUAUUAGACACGUAUCUCUCAAGAAAAACAUGUCGAUAUCUUUUCUGAGUCCCCAAAGACGGUGUUAUGAGGAAUUAAGGCGUUAAAGGCGCCACCACAAGUUUGCACGCAGCAAUAAAAAUUGCGAAAAAUGGAAGAAAUCACAGUUUUUGCUAAAAUUACUAAAUUCAAGUGGUAAAGGAGGUAGAAGGUUGCCCAGCAAAAACUGUGAUUUCUGUGAUGAGAUUUGUGGAUUAAAGAACGAGGCGGCACGUAUAGUGGGUAACCGGUCAUUUCGAAUUCGACCCGGUUACUCAGCCCCCUAUUUUCGAGUCAUUUGGCGGGCUUUAAAUGUAAUGUUCCUCGUUCGUUAAGCUAUAAACUACACUUAAGUGAUCUUGAACAUGGAAAAAAGUGAGCUUUAACAUGACAAAAAACUGCGAGAAAUUGCAAGUAACGCGAAAUUUUGUCAGACUGGCGAUUUUUUGCAAUUUUCGCAAAUUUUGUUAAAUCCGCAAAUCGGUCUGGUUUAGUGAUUAUUAACAUGACAAAGAACUGUGAAAAAUCGCAAUUAACGCGAAAAAUCGUCAGACUUACGAUUUUUCGCAACAAACGAAAAAUCGCAAUUUUUGCUGCUGCGUGAAAACCUGGACAUAACUGACCUCGAAUUGUCAUAAAUUGCAGAGUAUGAAAAUUGUAGUAAGAGCGGCGACAUCUGAGAUGGGGACCAAGGUUAAAUGUUGUUUGUUUGUGUCUUGUUUCUAGACUGCUUACAAUGCAAAUGCAAUAAAAAACUUAAGUUAACAACGCAACUUUUAGGAGCGUAAUCACUCAUCAAAACACGCCCGUGUGAACACUAAGUAAUAAAGUAAAUGAAUGAAUGAAUAAUUGAAUAACUAAAUAUACUAAAAAUAAUAAAUAAAUAAAUCAGUGCGGCGACACUAUUUUGGCCUUAAGGUACGCAUUUAGUUACUGUUUGGUUGGCAAAUGAAUUAGACUUGAAAAGUAAAUCUGAUUUGCGUUGCAUUGAAUUUCAGCAAUUAUGAAGCUCGACAAAGCACUUGUGUUCAACACUUACGUGCAACCACUGUGCUUACCUCGACCUCAUGAUGUCUUCGCGCCAAAUAAGGAAUGUUAUGUGGCGGGCUGGGGUCACACUGAGUGGAAUGGUAUCCAGCCGGACAUCUUACGCGAGGCUAAAGUAAAAAUCGUAUCACGUGAUGUUUGUAACCAGAAAAAGUCCUACAACGGGACCAUUCACAACACUGCUAUGUGUGCGGGAUAUCCCGAGGGAGGAACAGACGCUUGUGAAUACGACAGCGGAGGUCCGCUGGUUUGUUCGAAAUGCGGUCGCUAUUACGCAGCUGGGCUGGUUUCUUGGGGUGAUCAGUGCGCCUUACCGUACAAAUAUGGCGUCUAUUCUAAUUUGACGGUACUCACUCCGUGGAUUACAGAAAGAAUCAGCACAUUUGAAAGAGACAAGGUUGCUUUAUAA
Molecule: messenger RNA, 2518 nt
Organism: Porites evermanni
Lineage: Eukaryota; Metazoa; Cnidaria; Anthozoa; Scleractinia; Poritidae
Source: the annotation of a GenBank genome assembly